Molecule: messenger RNA, 743 nt
Organism: Silurus meridionalis
Lineage: Eukaryota; Metazoa; Chordata; Actinopteri; Siluriformes; Siluridae
Product: polyadenylate-binding protein 1-like 2
Exons: 5
Coding region: 162-743 (193 amino acids)
Cellular component (GO): nucleus; cytosol; ribonucleoprotein complex
Molecular function (GO): mRNA 3'-UTR binding; poly(U) RNA binding; poly(A) binding
Source: RefSeq, a predicted model, not a curated record
CCCAGCUGCGAGAGCGGAAAGCGGCGCUGGAAACAUCCCGGGCGGACGCUCACUCGUCCCAGGUAAAUUCCCGGGUUGAAUCUAACGCUCCCAGCACCUCAACUCCGAGUGUUUCUCUGCCCAGGCCCAGCGCACCAACAACGCGGCCCGCCCAGAUCAAAAUGAAUUCGAGUAUUUCAGCACUGUAUGUUGGUGAUCUGCACCAUGAAGUGACAGAAAACAUGCUGAUGGAGAAAUUCAGCUCUGUGGGCCACGUUCACUCCAUCCGGAUCUGCAGGAACUGGAACACCGGCGUUUCACUCAGUUACGCCUACGUCAACUUUUACCAGCAAGCCGAUGCUGAGCGAGCGUUGGCAACACUUAAUUGUGAGCUCCUUAUGGGGAACCCUAUGAGAGUCAUGUGGUCUCAGAGGGAUUCCACCAUGAGGAAAAGUGGCAUCGGGAACUUGUUCAUCAAGAACUUGGACCUGGAGAAGAUUGACAGCAUGGCCCUUUUUGACCUGUUUUCAGUCUUUGGGAAGAUCCUGUCAUGCAGGGUUGUCCGUUACAAGACGGGACAAAAGGAUAUGGAUACCUCCAUCCAACACUUUAAGUCUCGUAAGGAGCGCGAGACUGAGAGGAACCACCACACCCAGGUCUUCAUUAACAAGCAGAAGACCUUACUGAGACCAGAACACCAGGAUAACCCUGUCCAUCAUAACGUGCAGAGGAUGAAGAAUGUGCAGGUGAAGACUGUACCCUAA